Pieris napi is the source of this 3684-nucleotide messenger RNA. RefSeq lists its product as uncharacterized. The transcript has a single exon. Bases 1 to 3684 code for a protein of 1227 amino acids. NCBI's taxonomy places the organism in Eukaryota, Metazoa, Arthropoda, Insecta, Lepidoptera, Pieridae. The record is from RefSeq and is a predicted model, not a curated record.
AUGCCAAUUACUAGGUCGCUCAGACGUCAGGCCGUAAAAUGUGAAUCGGCCCCAGUACAUCCUACACAUGAAGACGAUAACUUAGCAAAUCCGCAAGCGCCAGCUCCUGCAUCAAUGGCAGCCGUUCAUCAUCAAUCAGAGAAGUCAUUACACGAAUACCCUAAGGCUCCUUCGGAGAAGCGAUCGGUGGUGAGCAAGAAGAGUGUGCAGCGGGCAGAAGCUUUAAAAAGAUUAGCAGCUGCAAGAAUAGAAGAGGCUUGCGCUAAGGCCGCUUUCGCUGAAGCUGAAUUAGCGGCUAUUGAAGCGCAGGGUAGUGAGCUGGAUAGCUUGGCGGAAAAUAAAGGCUUCAGAGAGAGAGAUAGUUUAGUUAGAGAUUGGUUGGAUUCAAACGAUCGUGAUGCUCAAACAACUUCGAAUCAGCAGCUCGAUAUUAAGACACUCGUAUCUGCGCUUACUGAAGCCGCACGAGCGAUGCAGAGCCCAAAAACGCUAUUCGAAUUACCUAUUUUUAACGGGGCAAGUAGUGAGUGGUUAGCAUUUAGAGCAGCAUAUAAUGAAACUAGCAGUAAUUUCUCUAAAUUGGAAAAUUUGGUGCGGUUAAGAAGAAGCCUGAAAGGGGCAGCUAAGGAAGCUGCCAUUUCUUUGUUUAUAGCAGAUGUGGAGCCUGGAGAGAUUUUGUCACUCUUGGAAGCAAGAUUUGGACGACCUGAUGCAUUAGUUAUUACGGAGAUGGACAAGAUUAAACAACUUUCUAAACUUUCUGAUAAUCCUCGUGAUAUUUGUAUUUUUUCAAGCAAGAUAGUCAAUAUUGUAACAGUCAUAAAGGCUUUAAAAAAGGAAUGCUACUUGUUUAACCCGGAAUCUGUGAGAGCUGUUGUGGAGAAGAUGACACCGACUUUGAGGUACCGUUGGUAUGACUACGCUGCGGGGCGACCUGAGGAAGAGGCGGACUUAGUUAAAUUAUCUUCUUUCUUUUCCCGCGAGGCGGACCUUUGCAGUCGAUAUGCUCAAGUUGAAAAUUUUAAUCACUCGUCAUCACAAAGAAGACCGUUUGUAACAAAUGUAGUAUCUACUACUGCAACACCUGGAACGUCUAUAACGCCAAAGAAACUGAGCUAUGAAUGUACUGUCUGUCAUCAUUUACAUCACAUAGAAGACUGUAAACAGUUCAUGGAUUUGGAGAGUAAAUGUAGAUGGGAGAAGGCUAAAGAUUUGAACCUGUGUUUUAGAUGUUUAGGACGUCGCAAUCAUCGUCAUAGGUGCUCCUAUAAGCCAUGUGGGAUCGAAGGCUGCAAGGCGUCUCAUCAUUCACUUCUGCAUUUUUCAGCGUCUCCCUCAGAGACGCCAGUAGGACCAGCAGGAAAAUCAGCUGUUGUAGCUGCGACUCGACAGAAAGUUGGCAGAGCUUUGUUGAAGAUUGUGCCAGUAAGAUUGAGAGGUCCCAAGGGGACCAUGACUACAUUUGCAUUGCUUGAUGAGGGGUCAUCGGUCACUCUUAUAGAGAAAGAAGUUGCUUCUGAGAUUGGACUUACAGGUCCAGAAGAGUCUUUUAUUAUUGAAGGGGUAGCAGGAGCACGUACUGAGGCUUCCAGUUCAAGGAGAGUGAGUCUCUAUAUUAAUGGUGUUCACACGGAUAAGGAGCAUAAAAUAGAAGCACGAACAAUAGAUAGUUUGAAUCUUAAUCACCAAUCGGUGGAUGAAGAUAUGAUAGAAGGUUGUGAUCACCUUCUGGAAAUAACCGAGGAUCUAACAUAUGAUCGAGGUACACCUACUCUUCUUAUUGGCCAGGACAACUGGCAUUUGAUUAUUUCGAGGAAGAUAAGAAGUGGUGGGUGCAGAGAUCCAGUUGCAUCACUAACGGAAUUAGGUUGGGUAUUGCAUGGGCCUACUAAGGGUCCUGGAAAAGUUAGUGUAUUAAGGCUGGCGAAUCAUAGUGAAGAAGAAGAUGAAAAGAAUGAAAAUAAAUUAGAAGAUAUGUUCAAGCAGUUUUUAAGUAUAGAUUCACUAGGAAUCGAACCAAAACGUCAAAAAAAUGAUCCAGAGGAACGCGCGUUGUCAUUAUUAAAGAGCUACAGCCACCGUCUUCCUGAUGGACGUUUUGAAUCGGGGUUGUUGUGGCGCAAAGACGAACUGGAGUUACCAGAUAAUAGAGAGAAUGCUUUAAGAAGAUUGAUAGCGAUUGAGAAGAAAUUAGAUAAAAACCCUAAGCAGAAGAUGGAGUAUAAUGCUCAAAUUGAGUAUCUUUUAGAAUGUGGCUAUGCUGAGGAGGCCUUACCUUCGUCUCGUUCUGGCCGCACUUGGUACCUACCACAUUUUGCUGUGAUUAAUCCAUCAAAACCGAAACCGCGAAUCGUUCUGGACGCUGCUGCUAAAACGAAUGGGAUAUCUUUGAAUGACAUGUUACUUACCGGACCAGAUCUGUUACAAUCGCUACCUGGAGUUUUGAUGCGCUUUCGACAAAGACCAAUUGCUGUGUCAGGAGAUAUUCGUGAAAUGUUUCUUCAAAUCAAGAUUAGGACUGAGGACAGGGAUGCAUUGCGUUUUUUAUGGCGAGGUGAUAGACGCGAAAAUGAACCUCAAGAGUAUCGUAUGACAAGAGUGAUUUUUGGCGCAGCGUCUUCACCUUGUACUGCCAUUUAUAUUAAAAAUUUAAAUGCUGAAGAAUAUCGACGGGAGUAUCCUGAAGCUGCGGAUGCAAUUUGUCGCAAUCACUACAUGGAUGAUUAUCUCCAAAGUUUUGAUUCUGUAGAAGAAGCUAAGCGUAUAGCAAAAGAAGUCAGUUUUGUGCACCAUCAAAGUAAAUUUUAUUUACAAAAAUGGGCGACUAACGAACCUGAAGUUAUAGCCGAGAUGGAGCCGCAACUCCAGAAUAGAAGUAAAGAAGUCGAGCUUCGAAAUAGCCCAUUAGCUCCGUUGGAAAAGCCUUUGGGUCUAGUUUGGAGAACCAGUGAUGAUCACCUUACUUUUAAUCUAAAUAUUAAAAAGGCUAAUCUGGAAGUACUCGAAGGGACCAAGCGAACCACUAAUCGAGGAUUCCUAAGAGUUAUUAUGUCUCUUUUUAACCCCUUGGGUCUUAUUACAUCGAUAACUUUGCCCGCAAGAGGGAUAUUACAAAAAUCGUGGCGCGUCGGUCAUGCAUGGGACAAGAAACUUUACAUUCCUCAUUGUUAUCCAGGUUGUUUGGUAGGCGAUGAUGCCACUAGAAAUAUACCUCGAAAUUUCAAUAGGGAUCAUCGAAGGUUUCGGAGAUCCCAUUUCCUAUAUUCUCUAGAAGAGGCGUGGCCUAAGGAGAAAAUAGAAGAAGCAUUAACUGAAGAAACUACAGGAGAAGAGCGAGUGUCAGUUGUCGAUAGUUGUGCAAGAAAUCGCCUAAUCACUAGCUUGCCUGACGCAUCCAGAUUUUCGUCCUGGAUGCGCCUAAUAAGAAUGACGGGGGGAGUUUUAAAGUUCAUUAUCUUAUCCCACAGAACUCAAAUUAUUGCUUCGGUUCACGGGCGAAUUUGGCGGCGUGGCAACGGCUGGCUGGUUGAGGGAAGAUUCCAGAGCUGGGAGUUCUGGUGCUCGUGGUGGAUGACUUUCCCGGGUAAAGAUGGCGUCACUCGCGUGGUCGAGGUGCAGACUAAGGCUGGAGUACUAAAGAGGCCAACCAAGAAAAUCAUCGUGCUGCUGACGGAGAGUGCGUAG